AUGCUCCUACAGCUGCGGAAACAGAUACAUGCUAAUAAUUUUUUUUCAGAUGCAUCCCACUGUGACAAGUGUCCAGAUGACCAUUAUUCCAAUAAGAACCGAGAUCAGUGUGUCCCCAAAAGUAUAAGCUUCUUAUCCUAUGAAGAAUUGUUGGGAUUCAUCCUGGCUUUCUUUGCCAUUGUUUUGUCCCUGAUCACUGCCUUUAUUCUGGGAACCUUCAUUAAAUACCGAGAAACUCCCAUAGUCAAAGCCAACAACUGUCAACUCACCUACAUCCUCCUGGUUUCACUCCUGCUUUCUUUCUUGACCUCUCUUCUAUUCAUUGGUCGUCCCAUAAAAAUGACUUGUUUUCUUCGACAAACCAUUUUCAGUAUUGUUUUCUCAGUUGCUGUAUCUUCUGUGCUGGCCAAGACGGUAAUGGUUGUGGUGGCCUUUCUGGCCAUAAAGCCAGGCAGCAGCAUGAGGAAAUGGCUGGGGAAGAGUCUGGCCAACUCUAUUGUCUUAUCCUGCUCUGGUAUUCAAGUAGGCAUCUGUAUGAUAUGGCUGGGAAUUUUCCCCCCAUUCCCAGAUUCUGACUUUCAUUCCCAACCAGGACAUAUCUUGUUGCAGUGCAAUGAAGGCUCGGUUGCCAUGUUCUACAGUGCCCUUGGCUACAUGGGUUUUCUGGCUGCCAUUUGCUUCUUGGUGGCAUUUCUGGCUCGAAAGCUUCCAGGGAGUUUCAAUGAAGCCAAACUGAUCACCUUCAGCAUGUUGGUUUUUUGUAGUGUAUGGAUCUCCUUUGUACCCACCUACUUGAGCUCCAAAGGGAAAUACAUG
This is a messenger RNA of Protobothrops mucrosquamatus (brown spotted pit viper), 816 nucleotides long. Its product is annotated as vomeronasal type-2 receptor 26-like. Gene Ontology annotation, molecular function: G protein-coupled receptor activity. Gene Ontology annotation, cellular component: membrane. Gene Ontology annotation, biological process: G protein-coupled receptor signaling pathway. NCBI's taxonomy places the organism in Eukaryota, Metazoa, Chordata, Lepidosauria, Squamata, Viperidae. The transcript has a single exon. The record is from RefSeq and is a predicted model, not a curated record. The annotation marks the transcript as partial.